AUGGCAGCACAAAACUCAUGGCCCAUCUUUCAAUUGGAUGUGAAAUCAGCGUUCCUACAUGGGAGUUUACAAGAACAAGUCUAUGUCGAUCAACCUCCUGAAUAUGUGCAUCCCGGAAAGGAAGGGAAGGUAUACAAGUUGAGAAAAGCAUUAUACGGGGUGAAACAAGCACCUAGAGCUUGGUACAGCCGUAUAAAUGCUUAUUUUGCUAAAGGAUUUCAAAAGUGUCCGUAUGAAUACACGUUGUUUACUAAAAUUGGUGCUGGUGGAAAAAUUCUAAUUGUCUGUUUGUAUGUAGAUGAUUUAAUCUAUACAGGCAGUGAUAUGACUAUGAUUGAUGUUUUUAAGAAAUCUAUGAUGGCAGAAUUUGAAAUGUCUGAUCUUGUCCUUGGCAUUGAAGUAGAACAAUCUCCUGCUGGGAUUUUCAUAUCCCAAAAGAAGUAUGUUCAUACUAUUUUGGACAGGAAGUUUGAUGUAUGUCACAGCCACCAGGCCAGAUGUAAUGCAUGCAGUCAGCCUCAUCAGUCGUUAUAUGGAAUGUCCUACAAGUCUGCACCUACUUGCUGCAAGAUCUUCCGCUAUUUAAAAGGAACUUCUGAUUUUGGCAUACUUUAUAAAAAGGGUACAAAGGAUGGUUUGAUUGUCUUUAGAGACAACGAUUACGCUGGAGACUUGGAUGAUAGAAGGAGCACAUCAGGACAUGUUUUUACAAUGGGAUCAGCAGCUGCAUCUUGGUCUUCAAAGAAACAGCCAAUUGUGACUUUAUCGACUACUGAAGCAGAGUUUGUUGCUGCAGCAUCUUCUGCAUGCCAAGCUGUUUGGUUCAACAAUUCUAUUGUCUCCCAAACACAUAAAUUUCUCGAAAUCCACUAA
Messenger RNA from Prunus armeniaca (apricot), 873 nucleotides. The record is from the annotation of a GenBank genome assembly. NCBI's taxonomy places the organism in Eukaryota, Viridiplantae, Streptophyta, Magnoliopsida, Rosales, Rosaceae.